AUGUUCGCGGAGAUGAACCGGCGGACACUAGCGUUCCGGGGCGGCGGCCUGGUCAGCGCUGCGGCGGCGACGGCGGCCGGCAGUGGAGCCGGCGGGGCGGCCGAGGCCUGGGACCGGCAGGACCCUGAGCCGCUGAACGGGCGCGGGGCGGACGAGGAAGUGGAGCUGGAGGGGCUGGAGGCCGAGGAGCUGGAGGCCGCCACCGAGGAGAAGGAGCUGCUGCUGCCUCAGGACGCGGUCUCGCCCCCCGCCGCCGGCCCCAUGUUCGCCGAGAGAAACCGCCGGACACUGGCCUUUCGGGGCGGCGGGGGGCUUCUCGCCGCCCCUUCUGCCGCUAACAAUGGCUGCGAGGCCUCAGCUUGGCCGCGGAAGCACUUCAAUGGGCGGGGGGCAGACGAGGAGAUGGAGCUGGAGGGCGCAGAGAGCUUGGAGCCGGAGGGUCUGCUGGAGGGGAAGGAGCUGGUCCAGGACGGCGGCUCCCUGAGUGACAGCAGCGACGACGAGGAGGACGGCGAAGGGGGCAGCCUGGGCGAUGGCAGCGGCGCGGAGGGCGGCAGCUGCAGCAGCAGCAGGCGGUCUGGGGGCGACGGAGGGGACGAGGCAGAGGGCAGCAGCGUGGGCGCGGGGGAGGGGGAGAGCAUCAGGCAUUUCCCGCUGGCCAGGCCGAAGUCGCUGCUGCAGAAGCUGCACAUCUCCUUCCAGGGCUCCUGGCUUAAGGAGUUCCCAUGGCUCUACUACUGCCAGGAGACCGGCCUCAUGUCCUGCGCUUGGUGCACCGCCGCCGCGGCCGCCGCCGCCCCUCCCGAGCUGAUCAUGGCCGGCGGGGCCCUGCCCGGGGGACACGACGAGCUCUGCAAGGGCACCCGCAAUUACAAGCGGGCCCUGCUGCUGCGGCACCACCUGUCCGCCGAGCAUCGACUUAACGAGCCCGUCAGCGCCGAGCAGGAGUCAGAGUUGCCCUCGGAACUGAAUAAUGAAGGAUACUGUGAUUUUAACAGCAGGCCAAAUGAGAAUUCCUACUGCUAUCAGCUCCUGCAAGAGCUCAACGAGCAGAGGAAGAAAGGCAUUCUUUGUGAUGUUAAUAUUGUGGUGAGCGGGAGGGUCUUCAGAGCUCACAAGAACAUCCUGGUUGCAGGCAGCCGCUUCUUUAAGACUCUCUAUUGCUUUACAAACAAAGAAAGCCGUAACCAAACCACUGUUACCUAUUUAGAUGUUGUUGCUGUUCAAGGUUUUUCUGUCAUCUUGGACUUCUUAUACUCUGGUAACCUCGUGCUUACGAGCCAAAAUGCCAUUGAAGUGAUGUCUGUGGCCAGCUACCUUCAGAUGACGGAGGUUGUCCAGUCCUGCCGCAACUUCAUUAAAGAUGCCUUAAACAUAAGUAUCAAAUCGGAAGCUCCAGAGACCGUUGUUGUGGAUUACAACAGAAGGUCUGUUAGUAGGGAUGGUUUGUCCCCAAGGGAUCAGAAAGUUGCCAGCUUCUGGGCAACACGAAACCUUACCAACUUGGCAAGCAGCAUCAAAACUGAGAACGAUGGUUACUCGAUCGAUGAGGGCCAAAUGGAAAGCUACCAAAUGAAUGACUGCAGUUGGGUCCAGGACAGUUCACCUGAAAUGGCUGAAAAUGAAUCUCAAGGUGAGGGAAAAGUUUUUGUGUGGAAUGAUGUGGGUGCGCAAGGACAAUCAGUUCAAGAACCUGGAAAAGCAAGAAGGAAAAACCAAACUGCAAAGAGGUUUAUUUAUAAUAUACCACCAAAUACUGAAGAGAACUCAGAAGAUUGCUCAGUGUUGCAGCCGUCAGUCCCGUAUCCAGAAGAAGAUUUGUCAUUUAUUAAAGAAGAAACAGGUUCUUCAAGCGACUUCAAGUACGGCCUGCUGCCAGGUACUUCAAGCGACUUCAAGUACGGGCUGCUGCCGGGUACUUCAAGCGACUUCAAGUACGGACUGCUGCCGGGUACUUCAAACGACUUCAAGUACGGACUGCUGCCAGAGUCUUGGCCAAAAGAAGCUUGGGAAAAUGGUGAUUCCUCUGCUUUAAUCAUGAACAAGUUGAAGUGUCCACACUGUAAUUAUGUAGCCAAAUACAGAAGAACACUAAAGAGACACUUACUCAUUCACACAGGCGUGAGAUCUUUCAGUUGUGACAUCUGUGGGAAGCUGUUUACUCGAAGAGAGCACGUAAAAAGACAUUCCUUGGUGCAUAAAAAGGAUAAAAAGUAUAAAUGCAUGGUGUGUAAGAAGAUCUUCAUGCUAGCAGCCAGCGUUGGAAUAAGACACGGAUCACGACGUUACGGAGUUUGUGUAGACUGUGCAGAUAAAUCUCAACCUGGAGGGCAAGAGGGAGCAGACCAGGUGCAGGACACAGAUUUCCCUCGAGAUGAAGAAUACGAGGAGAAUGAAGUGGGCGAAGGUGACGAGGAGCUGGGUGAUGAUGUAGAAGAACAGAACGAGCAGUCUCGAUGGGAUGAGUCUGGGGAGGUCUGCAUGCCUUUAGAUGACUGA
Messenger RNA from Indicator indicator, 2499 nucleotides. RefSeq names its product zinc finger and BTB domain containing 10 (gene ZBTB10). Gene Ontology annotation, molecular function: DNA-binding transcription factor activity, RNA polymerase II-specific; protein binding; RNA polymerase II cis-regulatory region sequence-specific DNA binding. The transcript is spliced from 5 exons. Gene Ontology annotation, biological process: regulation of transcription by RNA polymerase II. The coding region runs from base 1 to 2499 and encodes 832 amino acids. NCBI's taxonomy places the organism in Eukaryota, Metazoa, Chordata, Aves, Piciformes, Indicatoridae. The record is from RefSeq and is a predicted model, not a curated record.